Molecule: messenger RNA, 2121 nt
Organism: Daldinia childiae
Lineage: Eukaryota; Fungi; Ascomycota; Sordariomycetes; Xylariales; Hypoxylaceae
Product: G2-specific protein kinase nim-1
Exons: 3
Coding region: 1-2121 (706 amino acids)
Biological process (GO): protein phosphorylation; chromosome segregation
Cellular component (GO): centrosome; cytoplasm; nucleus
Molecular function (GO): ATP binding; protein kinase activity
Source: RefSeq, a predicted model, not a curated record
AUGGCAGAAUCUAUCAGUUCGCAGUACGAAACCCUGGAGAAAAUAGGACAUGGCUCCUUCGGCGUCAUUCGAAAGAUCCGACGGAAGGUAGAUGGCAAGAUCCUCUGCCGAAAGGAGAUCAGCUACUUGAAAAUGUCGCAAAAGGAACGUGAACAGCUACAUGCUGAGUUCCAGAUCCUCUCUACUCUCCGACAUCCCAACAUUGUUGGUUAUUACCAUCGCGAACAUCUCAAAGAGACUCAAGAUCUAUAUCUUUACAUGGAGUAUUGUGGCAAUGGCGAUCUCGGUCGGGUGAUCAAGGGCCUUGCUAAUCGCAAGGAGUACGCCGAGGAGCAAUUCGUAUGGGAGAUAUUCUCACAGCUGGUCACCGCCUUAUACCGAUGUCACUAUGGCGUAAAUCCUCCGUCGGUAGGCAAGAAUGUCCUUGAAAUAGUGACGAUGGGGAAAACAAAGGCGCCACAGGGAGCUGUCACGAUUCUCCACAGAGAUCUGAAGCCUGAGAACGUCUUCCUCGGGGAGAAUAAUUCUGUCAAGCUCGGUGAUUUCGGUCUAUCCAAGAUGAUACAAUCGCACGAUUUUGCAUCCACAUACGUUGGGACGCCGUUCUAUAUGUCUCCUGAGAUAUGCGCUGCUGAGAGGUAUACUCUUAAAUCAGACAUCUGGUCGCUGGGUUGUAUAAUAUACGAACUUUGCGCGCGUGAGCCUCCAUUUAAUGCUAAGACUCACUUUCAGCUCGUUCAGAAGAUCAAGGAGGGAAAGGUCCCACCACUUCCUAGAGUUUACUCAGGGGAGCUUAUGGCCGUUAUCAAAGACUGUCUCAGGGUCAAUCCAGAUCUACGCCCUGACACGGCAACCUUGCUCAACCUUCCGGUUAUACGCUUAAUGCGUAAAGAGCGAGAGGCCGUAGAAUUCAAGAUGGAGUUGGAAUCGCGCAACAAUGUGCUCAGCAAUAAGCUAAAGCAAGUCGAAGAGAAGCUAGCUAACAUCGAGGCCGAUAAGUUGAACUUCCGACAAGAGAUCGACUCUCAAUUACGACGAGAGUGGGAGGUCAAGGCUCGAUUAGAAAUCGACCGCCUUGUCAAUGAAGAGAUUGAACAACUUCAACGACGUUUUGAAGCCGAAGUGGAAGCGCGGGUACAAGAAGAACUACAGAAGAAGAGAGUCUCGUUUGGCCCGGUUGAGACUCACGAAUUCACAUCAUCUCAAGUAUCCAGGACGAAUUUCUUCCUGUCCAUGGCUGGUAGUACGGACAGCGAGUUUCCCUCCACCACAGAUAUUACCGAAUUUUCUGUUAACUCUCCCGAAGAACACCCCCUUAAGCGCAGCUCACGUGCGCCAUUUGCUCGCGCUCAAACCAUGUUCGAGCGCAAUCCUGGAACGCCAAUGUCGAUGGAUGUCGACAUGGCAUCCCCAUCCCCAAUGGUUGCUAUUGCAUCCCUGUCCCUAUCACCACGACGUAACAUCGCUACUAAGGCCCCAACUGCAAACAAGCCGCCCAUAUUUGACUUUGAGGAUGAAGAAGAGAUCCGAUCAGGCAGAAGAGAUCCGUUCUCAUCUGAUUCGGACGACGACGACGGUCAUGUAAUCCCAUCCCCGACUCGCCCACCGCGGUCGAAUAAAAAUCCCUUCGGGCCCCAACGCCCGAUUCUUCCUUCAGCGAAGACGGCUCCCAUCAACCGUCUAAGAAACCAAACCUCUAUGGUCCUUAACAAGCCAACCCCGCCUCUACCUACAUCUGCUCCUGAGUUCCGAAUCCGGGCUAAACCUAGCAAUGGUGCUUUGAGAGAGAAGGGCGAUUCUCCUAACCGACGGCUUAGCAAGAUCCCUUCGGUUGCCAAUCUUAGCAUGCAAAAUGCGGAGAACGGUGGACAACGCAAAUCCUCGCUAAAGAAGGAACCAGAACCGGCACUCACUAAGGUAGUAACAAAGAACAACAUCAAAGGUCGCACCCUUGUUGAGCUUCAGCAGGCCAGAGCCGGCGGUCGACCAGUCGAGUCUGUGAAUGUUAGCCCCAAGCGCAGUUCUAGAGACCGAUUCGCUGAACCCGCCGUUUGGGAUCCGGAGAGGGACGAGAUGCCGAGCCCGUUCCUGGUUCGGAAGAAGCAGCCGGCCAGGGUAUAG